Molecule: messenger RNA, 7026 nt
Organism: Schistocerca serialis cubense
Lineage: Eukaryota; Metazoa; Arthropoda; Insecta; Orthoptera; Acrididae
Exons: 3
Coding region: 5-1885 (626 amino acids)
Biological process (GO): proteolysis
Molecular function (GO): aspartic-type endopeptidase activity
Source: RefSeq, a predicted model, not a curated record
UGGAAUGCUCGUCCAGGGUCAACGUGCACUGCCAAAUGAUGCGGCAGCCGCCGCUUCACCGCUACCGCAGCCACAACAUGCAGUUGCACCCCCAUUCCGUAAUUUUCAAGUGGACGUGGAAACAUGGACGGAGUGGUCACGCCAAUUUGGAUUUCAUCUCACCGCCUACAGAAUUCAUGGUAACGAGCGGCAGCCUCACUUAUUGUCGUGUGUAGGGGUGCAAACGUACCGUGUGAUAGUGAAAUUAUUUCCCCGACGCGCCGUAGCAACUCUGUCCUACGAAGAAAUUUUGUCUGCUUUAGAUGCCUAUUUCAAGGAAACAGUCAAUGUAGUUGCAAAGAGGUAUACUUUCUUUCGUACGAAACGUACGGCCGGUCAGACUAAUAGGGAGUGGGUUGCAACAUUGCAAGGCCUUACAAGGGAUUGUGCUUUUGAGUGUGAAUGUGGACUCCCUUAUUCAGAUACAAUGGUACGUGAUGCAAUUGCACAGAACGUUUCUGAUGUUCGUAUACGGGAACAGAUUUUGAAACUAGUUAAUCCCUCCCUUCAACAAGUGAUAGACAUAUUAGAUAGACAAGACACACUUGACUUUGCACAGGAAUCAUUUGAAACUUCAGCUGCCGUGUGUCACAUUAACCGGCCCGCUGGGCGCGCUGCACGGACCGAUAAACAGCCCUCGCGCUCGUCCGCGCAGCUGCCGCCUAGCUCUCCACAUGUGCCGCGCAAGCAUACAAAUGCAGUGAAAUCAUGCCCGCGGUGUGCAACUAGACAUUCGCGUGACAAUUGCCCGUCACGCCAAACUAUUUGUUUUUACUGUAAUAAUAAAGGACAUGUUCAAAGUGUUUGCCAGAGAAAACUCGGAUCAGACACUCUUAAUCAUUCCAGGCCCUUUGCUUCGCGCCGGAAUCGAACCAAGAACACUCAGGCUCGUGGACCUUCGCCUGUGGACAUUCAUGUAGUUAAUUCCACUCCGUCCAGUGCCACUCUUUCUAACAGUGACUGUGUUCGUCCCACAAAAAGUGUGCAUCGACGUCGCUGGAAAUCACGUCAAUUAGCAAGUGAUGCUGUACCUGUAUCAGUUCAUAUUGCACGAGACAGUCGCUCUUGUUGUCGGCAGGACAAUAAACUUUUUGUAGAUUUGGACUUCAAGGGCAAGGUCAUACCAUUCCAGCUCGAUACCGGAGCUACAGUUUCAUUGCUCAAUCACGACACGAACAAACAACUGGGCAAACCUCCGUUGCAAGCCGCAACUGUUAAGUUACAUAGUUAUUCAGGACAGCAGAUCCCUGUGUUAGGACAGUGCACUCUUCUUGCAACAUACAAGGGACAAACAAAACUUGUGUCAUUUUACGUUCUUCGUUCUUCUACUGCAGUGAACUUGUUUGGUUUAGAUUUAUUUCAGUUGUUUAACUUGUCAAUAGUCAAUCAAGUCCUCUCAGUGAACCAGACUGUGCCUUCCACCAGUGUUUCUCGUCUAUGUGAAGAAUUUGCAGACAUUUUUGCACCGGGCCUUGGUUGCCCUAAGAACUAUGAAGCACAUUUGGAACUGAAAGUAAACGCGCAACCAAAAUUUUUCAGAGCGCGCAAUGUUCCCCACGCAUUGCGUGAUGAGGUCGCAAGAACAUUACACGAUUUGGAAUCACAAGGUGUGAGUGAAUGUGUGCAAUGCCUCUUCCCUUUCAGCUCCGCUUCAUCGCUUACGCCGUACAGGUGUUCCGUUCGUCUGGACGACGGAAUGCGAACGCGCUUUUCGCCAGUUGAAAUCGGCGUUGCUUUCAAAUACUUGCCUUACGCCAUUCAAUCCCCAGAAACCCCUUUUGUUGAUGGUAGAUGCAUCGGAUUUCGGGAUCGGUGCUGUGCUUGCGCACAAAGAUGGGUCGCAUGAUCGCCCUAUUGCCUUUGCGUCCAAAUUGCUCUCGUCAGCACAAAGAAAUUAUUCACAAAUCGAGAAAGAAACUUUGGCUCUCGUAUUUGGUGUUACUAAGUUUCAUGAUUUCUUGUAUGGUCGUCACUUUACCAUCAUCACAGACCACAAACCUUUGACAUCGCUUUUUCAUCCGAACAAGCCUGUACCUCCACGUACAGCGCAGAAAUUCAUUCGCUGGUCUAUUUUCCUCUCGCAGUACCGCUACGAUAUCUUUUAUCGGUCCACUGCUAAGCACGGAAACGCCGAUGCGUUGUCCCGUUUGCCUGUUACUGAGGAUAGAGCAUUCGAUUCUUCCGAACUUGCUUGCAUGUUCAUUGAUUCGGAAACCGAUGACGUGGUCGAAUCGUUUCCGAUUGAUUUUCGUCGCGUAGCUACAGCCACAGCUGCUGACCCUGUCCUUGCUACCGUUUUGUUGCUACUCAAUGGCCCUUGUCGAAGUCUCGGAUCGAGGAUCCGUUGGUUUGCCGAUUUUUUGCUCACAAGGAGAGACUUUUUGUUCGACGUGGUGUUUUGUUGUUGCGUUCUGAUAAUGAUCAGUCCAGAGUCAUGGUACCACGUUCGUUACAGUCCUCUGUUUUACGGCUUCUCCACCAAGGACAUUGGGGUAUGGUGUGAACGAAACAACUUGCUCGUCAGCACUGUACUUGGUUCGGAAUCGAUGCUGCGAUUACGAAAAUGUGCUCUUCUUGCAUGGCGUGUGCCGAACAACAAUCCGCACCACCACGGAAAUUCUUUGCAUGGCCAAAAGCCACUUCCCCUUGGCAACGCUUGCACAUCGAUUUUGCUGGUCCAUUCUGGAAUGCUAGAUGGUUGGUUGUGGUAGAUGCCUUCAGUAAUUUUCCUUUUGUUGUCCAGAUGUCUUCCACGACGUCAUCUGCCACCAACCAAGCGUUGUCUGCUAUCUUUUGCAUUGAAGGUCUUCCGCAGACUAUUGUUUCCGACAAUGGCCCACAAUUCAUGUCCGCAGAAUUUGUCAUUCUGCAAGGCCAAUGGUAUUCAACAUCUGACAUCCGCGCCGUUUUCGCCUCAGUCAAACGGUGCCGCUGAACGACUGGUCCGGACUUUCAAGUCACAGAUGUUGAAAUUGAAAGAGUCGCAUUCUCGGGAGGACGCGUUGUUGCUCUUUUUGUCUUCGUAUCGCUCUCAGCCCCAAGAUGGUCGCUUGCCGGCUGAGUUCCUCCACGGUCGUCCUCAUCGAACCUUGAUGUCUUUGCUGCAUCCGCCGCAUCAGGUUCCUGUGCAGCGGCAGACUCCUGCUUUUGCUCCAGGCGACGUUGUAUUCUAUCGCAUCUAUCGAGGUUCACGGCGUUGGCUCGCAGGGCGCAUUCUUUGCUGCCUCGGCCGCGCGAUGUAUUUGGUUUUGAGGUCCUCUGGUGAGGUGCGUCGGCAUCUUAAUCAGCUGCGCCUCUGUCGUCGCACGGGUUCUGCCGUUCCCCGUCUGCUUUCAGCGACGGUGCCGUCCGGUCAGCGCCCUGGGGACCCAUCUACUGGCUCGCCUCAUCCCCAGGUGUUACCAACGCUGCCUUCCAUUUUGCCCCAUGGCGACGCGUCGCUGCCGCCGCUUGGUCUCCCGCCAACGCCACCCGCAGUGGACGCUUCGCUGCAACCGCCAAGCGCCUCCCUGGGUCACGCGCCGCCGAUCGCUUCCCGUGACCAGCUGUCCUCCGCGAUGGAACUCUUGCCCGCUCCGGACCACGUGGCGUCUUCGCGCGUCGGGUACCUCGACGCAAUGGAGGUCGACCCUUCGGCCCCUCCUGUCUCUCUACGGGCACAUACACCGCAUGUUGACGUGCACCCUGGACUAGGUUUUCAGGCGUUUCCUAGCUCCCCUCGGAGCAAAUGGCCGGGUGCGGGUGGCACAGCCUCGCCUGUUGUUAGGCUCCCCACCUCGUCGCAUACGUCAACAUGGGGUCCUCCCCACGGCGGGCGGAAGCCUUAUAACACGACCGUCCGCUGAUUUGCAGGGGAGGAAUGUGGUGUCACCGCCAGACAUCGCACUUGCUAGGUGGUAGUUUUAAAUCUGCCGUGGUCCAUUAGUACAUGUAGGACCCGCGUGUCGCCAUUGUUAGUGAUCGCAGACCGAGCGCCACCCCACGGCAGGUCUCGAGAUACGGGAUAGCACUCGCCCCAGUUGCACGGACGACUUUGCUAGCGACUACACUGUCGAAGCCUCGCUCAUUUGCAGAGCAGAUAGUUAGAAUAGCCUUCAGCUAAGUCAAUGGCUACGACCUAGCAAGGCGCCAUUAGUAACAUUGCAUGUAUCUACAGAGUCUCACUUGUAUCGUCAAGAGCAAUGUACCACAAGUAUGGAUUAAAGUUAAGUAUUCCAGUAGCUACGUACUUUUCUUUAUAGCAUUCAUUACGUAUCCGGUUUCAGACCUCAUGCCCAUCUGCGUGAGCUUAGCGCGUGCCUUUCGGCUACUUCCGUGGCGUGGCUGUCUUGCUACGCCACAACAGAGUCAAACAGAGCUUGGAUGAUGUGUACAGGUACAGCUGCCCAUGCAGCUUCAACACGAUACCACAGUUCAUCAAGAGUAGUGACUGGCAUAUUGCGACGAGCCAGUUGCUCGGCCACCAUUGGCCAAACGUUUUCAAUUGGUGAGAGAUCUAGAUAAUGUGCUGGCCAGGGCAGCAGUCGAACAUUUUCUGUAUCCAGAAAGGCCCGUACAGGACCUGCAACAUGCGGUCGUGCAUUAUCCUGCUGAAAUGUAGGGUUUCGCAGGGAUCAAACGAAGAGCAGAGCCACAUGUUGUAACACAUCUGAAAUGUAACGUCCACUGUUCAAAGUGCCGUCAAUGCGAACAAGAGAUGACCGAGACGUGUAACCAAUGGCACCCCAUAACAUCAUGCCGGGUGAUACGCCAGUAUGGCGAUGAUAAAUACACGCUUCCAAUGUGCGCUCACAGUGAUGUGGCCAAACACGCAUGCGACCAUCAUGAUGCUGUAAACAGAACCUGGAUUCAUCCGAAAAAAUGACGUUUUGCCAUUCGUGCACCCAGAUUCGUCGUUGAGUACACCAUCGCAGGCCCUCCUGUCUGUGAUGCAGCGUGAAGGGUAACCACAGCAAUGGUCACCCAGCUGGUAGUCCAUGCUGCUGCAAACGUCAAACUGUUCGUGCAGAUGAUUGUUGUCUUGCAAACUUCCCCAUCUGUUGGCUCAGGGAUCGAGACAUGGCUGCGUGAUCCGCUACAGCCAUUCGAAUAAGAUGCCAGUCAUCUCGACUGCUAGUGAUACGGAACGCCGUGGUGGAUCCCAACGGACUCUUAUUACCCUCCUGAACCCACUGAUUCCAUAUUCUGCUAACAGUCAUUGGAUCACGAGCAGCAAUGUCGUGAUACGAUAAACUGCAAUCGCAAUAGGCUUGGUAGGCCUUUCUCCUCGUCACAUAAGGCAUCACAACAACGUUUCACGUUGCAACGCCGGUCAACUGCUGUUUGUGUAUGAAAAAUCGGUUGGAAAUGUUCCUGAUGUCAGCAGUUUUUAGGUGCCUCCACCGUCUCCAACCUUGUGUGGAUGCCCUUUUGCGCAGCACAGCAUCAUCUUUCUGUCAAAUUUAAUGUCUGUAGCACAUCAUCUUCGUGGUGUAGAGAUUUUAAUGGCCAAUAGUGUAGUUACCGGUACUUCUUUUGGGGGUGUGCAGUAUUGUAGUGCAGUGUAACAUAAAUGAAUAUUGACAAAUAGUUACCACAGAUUUGUGUUUGCUUGUACUUCCAGUUCCAAGAACAGCUGCCAGCCAGGGCAAGUAGCUGUUUUUUAUGCUGCGAAGCGGUGGGAACGACAGGGGCACCCAUGACUGCCCUCACCAACACCAACAGAAUCAGCCUCAGCCAGAGGCUGGUCGAAAUUAUUUACAUGUGGAAUGUGGAAAUUGACAGGAAAGGAAUGCUCUGUUAAGCAUGCUGUUCACAAAUUAAUGAGGUAGACAAAAUGGAAACGUGGGUGAAGCAGCUCAAGAAAUUAAUUAUACUCUGUGUGUUCCCCAGGGACCAUGAUUAUGGAAAUAACACUGUGUAUAUAAUUUGUGAAAGUCCGUGCACUUCUAUGUGGUCCAAUUAACUGAUAUUAAAAAUGGAGGAUAUCUUUUAUAACUUAAUGCAAUAGAAACUGAAGAAAAUCAGUGUCUAGUUCAACAUACUAAAGUUUAUUAGAAUAGUGAUUCAGGAGCUUGAGUGAAUGUCACAAGUAAUGAUUGUGUGGGGUAGGCCAUUGUAUCAUAUUUUGUACUGCUUCAAACUGCUGCUAAUAGUAGUUACAGUUACAAGGAUGUUGGCUGAGCAAGUGUUAGAUGUGCAGAGGAGCAGUUGGUACAACAGGCUCACCCCUGACGGGCUGUACUGGCACCACAAAAAUGCGGCUAUACCAGAGGCUGGCGAAAACAAGAGAAAUGCUGGACGUGAUAACAGAGUGAGCCGGAAUGCUGUGUGAAGUGUGCUGUGCCAUAAUUAAUAAAAUAGAUGAACAGGAAACCAGGCUGAAGCAGCAAAAAGAAAUAAUAAUCCUCCACAUGUUUCCCUGGGACCCUGAUUUUGGUAAUCACAGCAAACACUCAAAAAAUUAGUCACAUUAUCUGAUUUUUAGUCUUUGGCACUCAUUGCAACACACAUGUUAUACUGUUGUUUAGUACUUCCAUUAUCCUUGAAAAAGCUGUGUGAGUGUGGGUUUUCUUAGAAAUGAGUUGCGUUAAAUGAGUGCUUCCUGACUGGAAACAAUAUUAAAAAAUAGCAUAUGUGCAUUAUGUACCAAAUAGACCUGAUGUUUCCAUCCACAACCAAUCAAAAUUUGUUCUACGCUUCAGUGAUUAAACUUGACACAGCAAAUUAAGCAUGUAACAUAAGAUGGUAUGUUUUAAUAACCAGAUUACUACAGCAUUUUAUAUUUUAAAUUUUGGUCACUAUCAGAAAUGUUGGCAAUAAAGGUUUAUUUGCCCUGGAAAGGCUUUAGAUAGCCAGCUUGAAGCUGGAGUAAAGUUCCAGAAAGCCAGAACUUUAUUCAAUGAUGUACGAGAACUCAGUCACACACUGAUCAGUAAGCACCCUAAAAUAUUCAAAUAAUUGAUUGUCCUUUCUCAUUUCAUGCUGAAAUGAUUAGUUUCUCAUUUG